Nicotiana tabacum (common tobacco) is the source of this 775-nucleotide messenger RNA. NCBI's taxonomy places the organism in Eukaryota, Viridiplantae, Streptophyta, Magnoliopsida, Solanales, Solanaceae. The record is from RefSeq and is a predicted model, not a curated record.
GCACCGCACGUUCUCCCAACCAUUCACAAAUAAACUUGAGAAACUAACACCAAAAUCUCCUCCAUUCUCUACUUCUCAAUCAAAAAAACAUUAUUUUGCUUAAUUCCUUCUCUCCCUUGUUUGCCUGCACAAACCUUUUCUUCUCUAACACCAAACUUUCCAUUUUCUUUUCCUUCUUUUUACCUCCCCUCCAUCCCCAUAUACAUAAGUUUUCCUAUCUUAUAAUCUCGAGUUUCAUAUAACCGACCCCAAUUAGUUUCAAACUGAGACGUAGUUGUUAUUGUUGCAUGGUCGGGAGUUUGAUCGCGUGAGAUAGUUUUAUAUUGCUUGAAUCAGAAAGAUGGUUCGAGCAGCACUUGAGGAAGCCAAAGAAAUGUGCAAAGCUAAAUUGCUGCAUUUCAAAGGAAAGUCAGAGGAUGGAACAGGACAGGAAACGCGAAGUGUGAUUCUUGAGAUUAAUAAUAAUAGUGAUUCAUCAAUAUUGGCUUCAGGGGAUGAAAGGGUAACGUCUAAAAGUGAAGCUUCAAUGCCUUUACAUGAUCAACCUGUUGAAUUUCAAAGGAUUGGGUGUGUCCUUAAUCGUAGUGAGUCUAUCAAAUCGCGCUUGGCUAAUGAUUCUGGUGUCCCUAGCCCUCGCCCUAGACAGACCCAGCCCUCAGAUAUGGAGCUGAUGAAGGAAAAGUUUGCAAAGUUGCUGCUUGGCGAGGAUAUGUCCGGUGNAUAUAUAUAUAUAUAUAUAUAUAGACACACACUAUUUCGGUACCACUUUAUAUGA